This is a messenger RNA of Amborella trichopoda, 1381 nucleotides long. Its product is annotated as E3 ubiquitin-protein ligase SGR9, amyloplastic. The record is from RefSeq and is a predicted model, not a curated record. NCBI's taxonomy places the organism in Eukaryota, Viridiplantae, Streptophyta, Magnoliopsida, Amborellales, Amborellaceae. Gene Ontology annotation, molecular function: ubiquitin protein ligase activity. Gene Ontology annotation, biological process: ubiquitin-dependent protein catabolic process.
AUAUGCAGAAAUGCAGUCCAGCAGGCAUGAAACAAUUUUCCUUUCUCUAUUCCUAAGAAUUAACGGAUUAUCAUGAUCUAGGGUAGAGUAGAGUAGAGGAUUUUCUGUUGUCAUUUAGAAAAUUGAUUGAGGAUAUUCUCGGCACUUUUCCAAUGACAAAAGGAAAACGAUGAAGUGGAUUACCGUCCAUGCACGUAAGAACUCGACAAGAGCCCACCGCCCAAACCCCAUUCCAUACUGUUCCUCUCACUCUUUCCUUCGCCUUUGAUGAUCUCUCCACCAAGCAGACUUCCUCCCCCCUCCCUCACCAGCUCCUACUUUCUAUAAAUCUCUCUUACCUCCACCUCCACCUCCACCUCCGCCUCCACCUCCUUCACACACUAAACGCCACCCCCAUGGACGGCCUUGAUCACGCCAUCAUGGCGGCCGUCAUAAGCCUCGGCGCCACGCCGCCCCCCAUGCUCAUCCGAUCUCUCUCUCUGCAAUCUAAUCUCCACUUUCACAGGCUCUACCUCCUCGCCAAAUCCUCCCACCACUUCAACUGCGCAGUCCGCCGCCUCGAAUCCCUCUCUCUCAACCAAAAAACGCAACUAAUCGCUACCAUCUUUGUCGACCUCCUCAGAACCCUCACCCACUUCCUCCAGACUAGCAAGCCCCAACGCCCCAGUCUCAGCAUCUCAGAUAUCGCUGACUUAGAUGCCGGAACUUUGCUCCUCGUGCUAUGCGAGGUCCACGAGCAGGAGCUUCGUGGAUCAGAUUCCAGCCACAGGAAAAUGAAGCCUCAAGCCGAGUGGCCCCAGGUUUUGGCCGGAAUUAUCGCCGGAAAAGUUCUUAGCAUGACCGGAAUUGGGGUGGGGGGGUCAUCUUCUUUUGCUUCACUAGUGAUGAGAUAUGGCCGUUUGCUAGAAGCUAUGCAGGGGUUGCUUAGCGCCGGUGGUGUGGGACCAACGUUUGACGACGACACCUGUGAGGGGAGUGGCACGUGCGAGAAGGGUGAGUGUGUGAUUUGCACAGAGGAGUUGGGGGUGGGGGCGUGUAGGCUGCCUUGCUCGCACGUGUUUCAUCGCCAGUGUAUAGGGAUGUGGUUAAAAGGAAGGAGCACGUGUCCUUGUUGUAGGUUGGAGCUUGGUGGGUGGGAUGUGUACCGCGAGAUCGAUAGGCAGGUCGGGGUUUUGCUUGGAUUUGUGAAUGGACGGACCCGAUCUAGCUUUGCGUCCUGUGAUGGUGAGAUGUGAGCAAUACGCGAUUGCUUUGUAUUAUGCGUUACUAGCCGACUCCAUGUGCUCCAUGAUUUGAAUUCUUUUAAAGUAAAUUAAAAGGUUUUUAAUUAGCGUGUGGUUUAUUAUAAGAUGUAAUUUUGACAUCAAAAAUUAUAGGAUGU